Spirodela intermedia is the source of this 2237-nucleotide messenger RNA. The record is from the annotation of a GenBank genome assembly. NCBI's taxonomy places the organism in Eukaryota, Viridiplantae, Streptophyta, Magnoliopsida, Alismatales, Araceae.
AUGACCCCAAUGUCCUCCCUCCUCUACUUCCUCUUCCUUCUCCUCCUCACGCCACCGCCGGUCGCCGGCAAGUCCAUCAUCGAGCCCUGCAGCAGCUCGGACGCCUGCAACGCCCUCGUCGGCUACUCUCUUUACGCUGAUCUCAAGGUCUCCGAAGUCGCCGCCCUCUUCCAGGUCGAUCCACUUUCUCUCCUCGCCGCCAACGCAGGCGAUCUCUCCGCUCCCGGCGCGGCGGACUUCAUCCUCCCAGCUGGAACCCUCCUCCGCGUCCCCGUCGUCUGCGCCUGCUCCGGCGGCAUCCGCAGGUCCGUCUCCGUCCACUACCUCACUCGCCCCGCCGAUACCAUCGCCGCCGUUGCCGGUGAGGUCUACGGUGGCCUCGUGUCCGGCGACCAGAUCCGCGAGGCCAACGGUAUCUCCGGCGGCGGCGAGGUCGACGCCGGCUGGAACCUCGCCGUCCCCCUCCCCUGCACCUGCUUCAACAACUCCGACGACCUUCUGCCGGCAAUCUACCUCUCCUACGUCGUCAGGGCCGGCGACACGGCGGCGCAGAUCGCCGCCGCUCACUCCACCACCGUCACGGACAUCCUGAAUGCCAAUGCCAUGGGCAGCCCCUCCGUCAACCCAGGCGACAUCCUCGCCAUCCCAUUGCCCGGUCAGAAUCGCUCUUCCCAUUCUUGCUCGACAUCUUGCAGAGUUGAUGAAAUCUGGGAAAUCUAAGAGAGAACGAGCCUAUAAUCUGAAUGCUCCCUGUUCUUCCAGAAUUUUACACAUUUUUUUCUCACUCUUAAUUUAGAAUCACAAAUGGAAAAAAACUCUUUGUUCUUCACGUAGACGAUUUAAUCUCAUGAUUGUUGUUCGUAACUCACCGUGUAUCCAUGAUUAAUGAGCGAGAAAGGUUCUCCCCCAUCAUCCCCAGUCAUCGCAGGGUUUUGCUUCUCUCUCUCUCUCUCCCUCUCUCCUCUCUCUCUAGAAGCACAGAGGAGGGAGAAUGAUGUCUGGUUACCCAUGAUUCAUCCCCGAUUGUAAGGUUUCUGUCGUCAUUUACCCAUGAAGAAAAAAAAAUCGUUUUUUCUCUCUUUAAGAUUGUACAGCCUGGUUCUCUUUCUCUCUCUUAUUCUGCUAUCAUGCUGGUGAUUCUCAGUGAUGGAUUUUUACGUUCUCUAACUUUGCACGUAUUCCCUUGAUUUUGUCUAGUCAUGUAGAUUUUCUCUCAUUUUUUUUCUCUCUCAUCGUCAAAUUCAACGCCGACUGAUUCACGUCAUUGCAGCCUCUCUCUGUCUCUGUCUCUGUCUCUCUCUCUUUCUUCUCCCUCCUCUGUGUGUUGGAUUCACUUGCCCAUCAAAGGAAAGAAUCCUAUUAUGUUCUUCGUGCUCUACUUCUCUCUCUAUCUAUCUAAGAGGUCAACGCCGGCUAACUUUAUGAUGCUGCAGCGUGUGCAUCGGCAUUCCCCAGGUACGCCGCUGACUACGGCCUCAUCGCCGCGAACGGAAGCUUCGCCAUCACCGCCGGCCACUGCGUCCAGUGCAGCUGCGGCCCCGCCGACCUCCAGUAAACCACCCCCUCCCUCUUCCUUCCUUCUUCCUCAGCCUAAACCCUAACCACCCUAACGCUAAUUCUCUCUCUCUCUGUGCGCAGACUGUACUGCGCACCGGCGGCGCUUGCGGUCUCCUGCGCGAGCAUGCAGUGCGCCAACAGCGACCUAAUGCUCGGGAGCUCGACGGCGCGGCCUGCCGGGGGCGGCUGCAGCGUCACCUCCUGCUCUUACGGAGGCUUCGUCAACGGCUCCAUCGCCACUGUGUGAGUCUCUCCCUCUCUCUCUCUCUCUCUCUCUCUCUCUCUCUCUCUCUCUCUCUCUCUUCAUCUACUCUGAUUAUUCUUCCUUCUUCAGGUUGUCGACGUCCCUCCAGCCCAAAUGCCCUGGUAGAUCCUUCCUCUUCUUCUUUUUCUCCUUUUUAGGAUUUUGACUGAGACAUCAUCUCUGCGCAGGGCCGCGGGAGCUCCCCGCUUUGAGUCUCCCCCCGGCGACGCUGGCUCGUCGGCCGUCCCUAUCGCCGUCGCCGGCGCCGGCGGCGGCGGGGGCGGUGCCGGCCGGCGGGGGCUUUCCGGGGCUGUCGCCGGCGGAGGGUCCCGCAGGGAGCUUCGCCGGAAACGGCGCUGGUGCCGUCACCGGCGGUUGGCGCUGGUUCGCCGGCGUGGUGCUGCUCCGCCUUGUCCUCGAACUUCUUCUGCCCUAG